AACAGUUUGUUGCUCACAUUCACGUAGCAUAAACGCAUUUUACAAGCAUUUGAAUUCGUUGAAAAUAACUUUGUUUUUAAAAUAUUCUGUAUUAUUUUAUUGUUUAUUAAAUUUAAUGAUCGAAAUGGCUUAUCGAAUAAAAUUUAAUUUUAAAGGUUUAAUGGCUCCUGUUUUCACGUUUUUCAAUGAUGAUGUUGAUAGGUCAGUAAAUACUGAUAGCAUUGCAGAUUAUGCAGAAUUUUUAAGUAAAAAUGGAAUUAAAGGUGUUCUAGUGAAUGGAACAACAGGUGAAGGUCCAGUUAUGUCAGUUAAGGAACGUAAACUUGUUACAGAAGCCUGGAAAAAAUGUUGUCAGAAACUUGGUUUAACAUUGAUGGUACAAAUUGGGGGUGCGCCACUACCUGAUGUUAUAGAUUUGGCUAAACAUGCUGAAUCAAUCAAAGUUGAUGCCAUUCUUUGUUUACCUGAUUUAUAUUUUAAACCAAAAACAGUUGAUCAUUUAGUUUUAUAUUUGCAAAACAUUGCAAGAUAUUGUUCAAAUAUCCCUAUACUCUAUUAUCAUAUACCGAUGUUUACUGGUUUAAAUUUGCAUAUGCCAACAUUUUGUGAAUCCGCUGAAAAAAAUAUAGUAAAUUUUGUUGGACUUAAAUAUACUUCUGGUGAUUUAGAUCAAGGUAGUGAUUGCUUAAAGGAAGGGCGUUCAGUAUUUUUAGGAGCUGAUACCAUAUUAUCUGGUGCUUUAACAUUAGGUUUUGAUUCUGCCAUUAUGACAACAUUAAAUAUUAGACCCGAGUUGGCUGUACAAAUUAUGAAUGCAAUGUCAAAAGGUCAAAUAAAAGAAGCACAAAGAUUACAAAAAGAAUUAACUGAUUUUGUUAAACAUACUUUACAAAUUGGUGGUGGUGAAUGGGUACCAUCUAUGAAGAAAAUUUUCAAUAUAGAAAGAAAAAUAAAUGCAGGGCCAGUAAGAAUUAUUGAUUAAAAUAAUUUGUAACCACAAAAUUAAAAAAAAAUUAUCGGAAGUCCAAAUAUUUUUUGUGUCUAAAAAUUUCCCAUAAUAUGUAAUUUUCUAAAAUUUGUUUUUAUAAGAUUUUAUACAUAAAUAUGUGUAUGUAUAUGUGUUUACUAAAAUGUAUUUUUCAUUUUAUAUAAUAAAUUGUUUAAUAAUAAACUUCAUUAUAAUGAU
This is a messenger RNA of Condylostylus longicornis, 1186 nucleotides long. RefSeq names its product N-acetylneuraminate lyase A-like. Gene Ontology annotation, molecular function: 4-hydroxy-tetrahydrodipicolinate synthase activity; N-acetylneuraminate lyase activity. The transcript is spliced from 4 exons. NCBI's taxonomy places the organism in Eukaryota, Metazoa, Arthropoda, Insecta, Diptera, Dolichopodidae. The coding region runs from base 116 to 982 and encodes 288 amino acids. Gene Ontology annotation, biological process: N-acetylneuraminate catabolic process. The record is from RefSeq and is a predicted model, not a curated record.